Xylona heveae TC161 is the source of this 1251-nucleotide messenger RNA. Its product is annotated as mitochondrial Lipoyl synthase. Gene Ontology annotation, biological process: lipoate biosynthetic process. The transcript has 3 exons. The coding region runs from base 1 to 1251 and encodes 416 amino acids. The record is from RefSeq and is a predicted model, not a curated record. Gene Ontology annotation, molecular function: lipoate synthase activity; 4 iron, 4 sulfur cluster binding. Gene Ontology annotation, cellular component: mitochondrion. NCBI's taxonomy places the organism in Eukaryota, Fungi, Ascomycota, Xylonomycetes, Xylonales, Xylonaceae.
AUGACUACGGCUGUAAGGACUGCAGUGCUCCGCUCCAUCGUCGCUGCUCCGACGAGAGCGUCUAUCUCCUCUACUGGAAGUCUCCCAGUCAUCCGGACUUUGGCCACCGCUGCCCCGGAACCUCCGGCCACUGGAGGCACAACUCGACGACCAAAAACAGCAUUUCAUGACAGGCUCAAUGCCGGCCCUUCGUUUGCUGACUUUGUCGGUGGCGAUAAGGAACAGCCCUUGUCGCCGGAGGAAGCCCUAGAAUUGAAAACCGCCAUGGUUGGUCCCAAAGGCAAGCAGAAAAAGAUUGUUCGCCUUCCCGAAUGGUUGAAGACGCCUGUACCCGAUGGAAAGAACUUUAAGAAAAUUCGAAAUGAUCUUCGAGGCUUGAACUUGCAUACAGUUUGCGAGGAAGCUCGCUGUCCCAACAUUUCCGACUGCUGGGGUGGCUCGUCCAAAUCCGCUGCAACGGCCACCAUUAUGCUCAUGGGCGACACUUGCACGCGUGGAUGCCGAUUUUGCUCUGUCAAGACGUUAAAGGCGCCGCCGCCCCUCGAUCCCCACGAACCCGAGAAUACCGCCGAGGCUCUUUCACGAUGGGGGUUGGGAUAUGUGGUGCUGACAUCCGUUGACCGCGACGACCUCGUGGAUGGCGGUGCUCACCACUUUGCCGAAACAAUUUCAAAGAUUAAGCAAAAAGCUCCAACCAUGCUUGUCGAAGCCCUGACAGGUGACUAUGCCGGCGAUACCGAAAUGGUCCGCUUGGUGGCCCAAAGUGGACUUGACGUGUAUGCGCACAACGUAGAGACAGUUGAAGCGCUGACACCCAUGGUGCGAGACCGCCGAGCGACAUUCCGACAGAGUUUGAAGGUUUUGGACACGGCAAAGAAGGCCAAGGAGGGCUUGAUCACAAAGACAAGUAUCAUGCUGGGCUUUGGUGAGACAGAAGAGCAAAUCUGGGAGACUCUCAGAGAGCUCCGUGCCAUUGAUGUGGACGUAGUAACUUUUGGCCAAUACAUGCGCCCAACUAAGCGGCACAUGAAGGUCGAAGAAUACGUCACACCUGCCGCCUUUGAAUUGUGGCGCCAACGCGCGCUGGACAUGGGAUUCCUUUACUGCGCCAGCGGUCCCCUUGUCCGUAGUUCGUACAAGGCAGGUGAAGCUUUCAUUGAGAACGUGCUUAAGAAGCGCGCGCGUCAAAACCAAGCGGCCAUGUCUGGCGCGUCUGGUGUUGAGAAGGUCGAUCCGAGUGCCUUGCCUUAG